Molecule: messenger RNA, 568 nt
Organism: Salvia splendens (bonfire salvia)
Lineage: Eukaryota; Viridiplantae; Streptophyta; Magnoliopsida; Lamiales; Lamiaceae
Exons: 2
Coding region: 103-453 (116 amino acids)
Biological process (GO): systemic acquired resistance
Molecular function (GO): fatty acid binding
Source: RefSeq, a predicted model, not a curated record
UUUCACACCACCCAACCCAACCCUCCUCUUCUAUAAAAUAAAAACACCAUACGAUCUCCUCCAAACAUCAAAACUCAACCCACAUUUCCAUUUACAAAAGCAAUGUCUCUUCUCUUCAAGGUUGUUUGCCUCGUGGCCUUGCUCCUCGCAGCCGCAGGCCUCGGGACCGAGGGCGCAGGUGGCGCGUGCGGCAAACUGUCCCCGGACAAAGUGGCCGUGCAGCUGGCGCCCUGUGCACUCCCGGGGCGCGACCCAAAGGCCGUGGUGUCGAGCAGCUGCUGCCUCCAAGUGAAGAGGAUUGGGAGGAAUCCUAAAUGCCUCUGUGCCGUUCUACUCUCGGCCACGGCCAAGGCAUCUGGCGUCAAGCCCGCCGUGGCCAUCACCAUCCCGAAACGCUGCCGUAUUGCUAACCGCCCCGUGGGCUUCAAGUGUGGACCUUACAGCUUGCCUUGAAAGGGAGUCGAUAACUGCAUAAUCGGAUCAUUAUGCAUAACUACGAGUUUGUUACUUGUGUAAUUGCUACUUUGUGUUACUAAUAUAACAAAUAAUUGAACUCCCUCUUUCAUUA